AUGACAGAGUUUCUGACACUAUCUGAAGAGAAUCCCAUCAACGAGGAGGGUACAACGGCCGGUCACCACAAACACCCGAAUCACUCAUGGGUCCUGUUUGUUUCAGGACCAACUGCUUCAGGGAAAUCUUCAGUGGCAGACUUUCUUGCGACAAAUUUGGAAGCUCAUUUUAUUGAGGGAGACGAUCUUCACCCCAAAGCCAAUGUUGGCAAAAUGCACAAAGGGGAACCACUAAAUGAUUCCGACCGUCAAGGUUGGCUCGAAGCCAUCUCUGAGCAAGCCUCGGGAUAUGAAAAGGAGCAUAAUACCAAGCGGCACCUUAUUAUUACUUGCUCGGCAUUGAAACGAAGUUAUCGCGAACUAUUGAGGGAAAGCUGCGACCGUGCUGGUUACUCAAUUGUGCACUUUAUCCAUCUCGAUGCACCAGAGUCAGAACUGCGACACCGAGCAGAGACGAGACACGGUCAUUUCGCCAAGUCAAACCUUGUACACAGCCAGUUCCAGACGCUGGAGCGACCAGGGAUCGAAGAAACCGACGUCACGAUGAUCAGCGUAGUACCCCCGCUAGAGGAGGUCCAGAAUGUAGCAUUGGAUUCUUUUUCAAAGAUUCUUGCUCACAAGAAAGCGCAGGGGUGA
Molecule: messenger RNA, 636 nt
Organism: Pochonia chlamydosporia 170
Lineage: Eukaryota; Fungi; Ascomycota; Sordariomycetes; Hypocreales; Clavicipitaceae
Product: glucokinase
Exons: 2
Coding region: 1-636 (211 amino acids)
Cellular component (GO): cytoplasm
Molecular function (GO): gluconokinase activity
Source: RefSeq, a predicted model, not a curated record